Messenger RNA from Oncorhynchus tshawytscha (Chinook salmon), 2159 nucleotides. RefSeq names its product protein mono-ADP-ribosyltransferase PARP15. NCBI's taxonomy places the organism in Eukaryota, Metazoa, Chordata, Actinopteri, Salmoniformes, Salmonidae. The transcript is spliced from 5 exons. Gene Ontology annotation, molecular function: NAD+ poly-ADP-ribosyltransferase activity; transcription corepressor activity. Gene Ontology annotation, biological process: regulation of apoptotic process; negative regulation of gene expression. Bases 762 to 1682 code for a protein of 306 amino acids. Gene Ontology annotation, cellular component: cytoplasm; nucleus. The record is from RefSeq and is a predicted model, not a curated record.
GACUUUUACACACAUUAAAGUAAUAAUACAUAGUUACUACAGUAAUUACCUCAACUUCAUCUAGCAUACUACACAAACAUAUUCAAGGUAUUACAGUUUUCUCAAGGUGGCCAUUUUAGCAGUGUGCUGUGAGUAUUAUUUUAUUCAUUUAACCUUUGUGCACCUAAUAGGUUGGAAAAUGCACCCCCAAAAAAGAAAGUGCCUGAACUAGACCAAUAUGUUUUUCUGAAACUUAAACAUGUAAAUUUGCUGAUAGAAUACUACAAAAUUCAAAGUGUAUACUUUUCCCCCCCAAAUGUUAUGAGGUCCAAAAGGCAGCUCGUUGUACGAAUGACCGAGACCCAAAACGUUGGUGCUAACCAUGCUGAAGUGCAGAGCCAGCUAGCCCUGGGCUAAGGCUGAUGCUAGCCCACUUUACAAUGUGCGUGAACAUUCACUUAGCCCCAGGCUAAGGUGCAGUGUGAAUGCUCCUUAAAUAGAUGGCUCUGGAACACUGUAUUGCAACACCUAUUGUGUGUCCGUCAGGCAUCACCUCUAUGACCCUCCUAACCUGUGAACACAAAACAUCAGACAACACUCUAUGGCUAAAGUCUUGACUGUGCUUCUCUGCUGUUGGCUAUAAGUCUAUUACUAAAGUAAAAGUGAAAGUUAAUCACUUGUCCGCCUCUGCAAUUUCCUGCCUGCCACGUUUGAAAGCUGUGUCGACUGUUAGAAUCAACACCCUCAAAGUUUGCAGUUUAUUCCACAUCCUAUUCUGAGACAUGGCUAAUCGUGAAGUUUCUGGAAUGGAGAAUAUUAUAAUAACAAAUAAGAUGAAACUCAUUGACUGGCUUCGAGUGGAUCCAAUGUACAUUCUUCAACAUCUGCAUUGUAAAGGCAUUAUCAAAGACAGGGAGUAUCAAAGCCUUAUGAGUGUCCCAGAGCCGGAGAAUAAAGUCAUCAAACUGCUCGAUAAGAUCAUUGGCAAAAAGGAAAUUACAUGUUGCCAGUUCCUUGAUACUCUCAAAGAACAUGAUGUGAAUGAAACAUAUCCAGUACUUCAGCAGUGGAUAACCACCUUAGACUUACCAGCUCAACAGGAUAAACUACCUCAAGAUUGGGCUGCCAUGCCAGCCACCUCCCCUGUCCAGCUCUACUCCAUCCAUCCAGGAAGCCCAGAGUAUGAUGAAGUCCAAGGCCUGUUCCAGAAUACUUGUCCAGACAAUGAAAUUAAAAAAAUUGAAAGGGUCCAGAACCCAAACUUGUGGAAAAGCUUCCAGAUCAAGAAAAAAGACAUCAGUGACAGGAAUGAUCGCUUUCUGAAUGAGAGACGUCUUUUCCACGGAACCAGUCACACAAACGUAGGUCACAUCAACGACCACGGGUUCAAUCGGAGCUACGCUGGAAAAAAUGAUGCAGAGUAUGGAAAUGGCACCUACUUUGCAGUCAAUGCCAGCUACUCUGCUGCUGAUGAAUUCUCCAAGCCAGAUGGCGAAGGGAGGAAGUUGAUGUACUUGUGUCGUGUUCUGACUGGACACUUCACAAAGGGAGAACGAGGGAUGAUAGAACCUCCAUUUAAAGACGGAUCAGAUAUUCGGCGCUACGAUAGUACGACAAACGAGCCAUCUGAUCCAACAGAGUUCGUAGUCUUCCACGACUGUCAGGCAUAUCCAGAGUACCUGAUCACUUUCUUAAGGGUCUAGAGCAACUGUUAUAACUCAAAACCACUCUUGGAAAUCCAUGGUUAAAAUCUAAUUUUGAGAACAGCAAAAAUAGCCAAAAGAAGUGACAGUUAGUAUGUUGAAAGUAUUGCACCAACGCCUUGAUUUUCUAGAUUUAAAUCUGUUAUUUCCAUUGUCAUAAUAUAAUUAUUGAUUUACUGUAUGUCCUUUAAUCUAACAGAUUGCACCUUUUAAACAGCAAUCUUAUUCAAAUAUCUUCAAAGGGACCAUUUUUAGCAGUGCACAUAUUAGGGUGGGCUGUUGGGAUUUUAUUUUUAUACAUUGGUUCUAACAUGGUAGCUUUUGCUAAAGCUCAACUAACAUAUCUUUGUUUACCAGUGUUUUUUCUAUGACACAUAUUAGUCAUUCCAUUAAAUAUCCUAGAUUUGUAGAGGACAUUUUUGUAAAACCAUAAUUUUGAUAUGACUCAUAUUUCCAUUAAAUAUGAAAGAUGUGUAA